UUGCUAUGCCUAACGAUCUAGCACAAUUAGCACAAAGAAAACAACAGUUAAGACUAAAAAUCAAGGAUCGUAUUCAAAAUGUUAGGGACCGAUACUUUAAGAACUAUGUAGUUCUUGAACCAGGAACCAGAUUUUCUAACGGGGGACCAAUAGACGAAGAUAUUUACGUACUAUCUGAAAACAACCCAAGUUAUACGACUAACAUGAAUGGCAGGAAACUUAAUAAUUUUGGCACUAAUAUAAUAAGAAGGAACAUCAAAAUAAAAGACAGAAGAGAUUUUUCAGAUUUAGAUCAGCUGGUAUCAGAAUAUUUGCUGAACUUGCACGAUGACAAAGCAAUGGAUACCACAGCUGAUAUGACAGAUAGAUCAGUCAAUCGUAUGAGAGAGAAUAAUAUGAAUGGCAAACAAUCAAAUACUCAAAAUUAUCGUAAUCCAAGCACGCUAAACCUACAGGACAAUGCACAAGGUUAUAGAAAAGCAAUUAGUAAUUCUGGUACUGAUCUUAAAUUUUCGUCAAGUGAUUUUACAGAUUUUAAGGCUAAAGAAUAUAUCGGGAGCAAAUUUAAUAAUUUAAAUAAACAAAUACUUGAUUCUAAAAGAAAAAAAAUAGACGUUACAGAGUAUGCUAUCGAAGAUCGUUUAAAUAAUUACUAUGAACCGAGAACCAUGGAAAGACAACGAAACAUUUUGCCAGAAAGUGAACAAUACCCAUUAAAUAUCCAAGCAGACAACACAAACAAUUAUGAUUACCAGUUAUAUUCUGAAAAUAACCAAGGAUACGGCAAUGUUGAUCCAAGAUAUGCUGUCGAAGAUUAUGGAUUACAAAAUGACGAAAAAUUUGACGAAAAUGGCCGCGAACAUAAUAGACAACUCAUUUAUGAUGCGAAUGAAAUAACGCAUUAUUACUUAGACAGAUUGAAUGAGAACACUAACACUGGGCAACAGCUAGACACAGAAACACUCACAGGAUACAGAAUGAACACAGGCACCGAUACUAAACACAGACACGAGCACAGGCGGCCUUUGCAUUAUGAACAAAAAGUAAUUCAGGAAGUUUCAGCGCCAACCCCAAAAAGAUGGCGGCGAGAUGAAGCAUCAUAAGCCACGCUACUUCGUUCCUGAUCGAGCGAACCUCUAGCAUGGAUAAUUAAUAAUUAUUUGUAAAAAAA
Messenger RNA from Cydia fagiglandana, 1171 nucleotides. RefSeq lists its product as uncharacterized. Bases 6 to 1103 code for a protein of 365 amino acids. The record is from RefSeq and is a predicted model, not a curated record. NCBI's taxonomy places the organism in Eukaryota, Metazoa, Arthropoda, Insecta, Lepidoptera, Tortricidae. The transcript has 3 exons.